AGACAUGUUUAAAAAAAAAUAUGUCAUAAAAACAAAGCUGCCUCCUUGUUUGAGUCACUGUCAGCUCCGUUAAUACGUUUAUUGAUCAGCCCGAACAGAAAUGUAGCGUGCGGCGACUGACGGCGAUGUGUUCUGCGCAGGCGCGGCUCCUUUACGAGCCUCCGGUGAGUUUUAUAGAGGAGAAGCAGAUCUGAUACCAUGAACCAGGUGGAUUCUGUCCAGCAGCAGCGGACUGACAGUGUGUGUCUGGAGGGAAAAGUGCAGAUGAAACGCCUCCGUGAGCCGCAGGACGUUGUUCGGAAGCAAACCGCUGUGUCUCCUGCGGAUGUCCAGCAGCUGUUGGUGAUAAAAGAAGAAGUUCCCCAUGAAUGGAGCUCCAGUCUGGACCAGCAGGACUCAGAACUCCUCCACAUAAAGGAGGAAGAGGAGGAACUGUGGAGCAGUCAGGAGGGAGAGCAGCUGAAUGGGGAGGAGGAGUCUGAUAUCAGCAGGUUUCCAUUCACUGCUGUUCCUGUGAAGAGUGAAGAUGAUGAAGAAAAUCCUCGGUCCUCACAUCUUCAUCAGAGCCACACUGAAGACAGUAAAGAGGCAACCAGCAGCUCAGCUAAACAGAUGAAAACAGAAAGCGAAGGACUAAAAAGAGAUGAAAAACCAGAUACUAAUACUCAUAUACAACUAAAUACUAAUGGAAAAUCUUCUGACUCUUCUGAGAGUAAUAUUUAUGAUGAGGAGGAGGAGGAGGAGGAGGAGGAAGAUGAUUGGCAGGAACCUUUGUCAGAUUUUGGAGCUGAAACUGAAGAUGCUAACCGUGGGGCAUUUCGGUCAGGUGUGAAUAACGGCGGAUCUGACUCUGACAAAGAAACCUUCGGCUGCUCUGAGUGUGGUAAACGAUUUCUCCACAAGCGUUCUCUUUGGAGACACAUGAAAUGUCGUUCGGGACAAGGUUUGCCGAGCUGUUCCGUUAAUAAAUGCUCAGGAGUGAGGCAAAAUGUCGAUUUAUACAUUAGAGACCACACAGGAAAGAAACUGUAUGAAUGUGAUUUUUGUGGACAGAGAUUCACGCGACAGUAUAAUCUUAACAGACACAAAAGAGUCCACACAGGAGAAAAACCGUUUGUUUGCAAAGUUUGUGGUAAAGGAUUUACACGACCAGAGGACCUGAAGCCUCACAUGCGAGCCCACACAGGAGAAAAACCCUUCAAAUGUACUGUCUGUGGCAAAGGAUUUAGCCACAAGUUCCACAUGAAAAGACACUUGAGCGUCCACACGGGAGAGAAACCAGGUGAUGGUGGCAAAAGACUUACAUCUCAGGAAAGUCUGGAGUCUGUCGCUUUGUCACUUAACAUCCCACUAGCUACACCUAAACCAGAAGAAAAACUGGGGACUGAACAUCCUGCUGCCCAUCAGUCACAGAACACCAUCAACCAAACUGCUGCGUUGCCUGCAGAUGUCCAGCAGCUGUUGGUGAUUAAAGAAGAAGUUCCCCAUGAAUGGAGCUCCAGUCUGGACCAACAAGACAAAGAGCCCCUCCACAUAAAGGAGGAACAGGAGGAACUGUGGACCAGUGAGGAGGGAGAGCAGCUGAAUGGUCAGGGGGAGACUGAUAUCAGGAGGUUUCCAUUCACUGCUGUUCCUGUGAAGAGUGAAGAUGAUGAAGAGAAUUCUCGGUCCUCCCAUCUUCAUCAGAGCCAAAGUAAGGACAACAGAGAGACAGAGCCUCCAACCAGCAGCUCAACAAAACAGAUGAAAACAGAAAGCGAUGAAGACGACUGUGGACGACCAGAACCAGCCAGAACCCCAGAUUCAAAUGGAAAUUUAGAACCAAAUACUGAUAAAAAGGCUUCAGACUCGUCUGAGACUGAAGUCAGUGACGAUGAUGAUGAAGAUGAAGAUGAAGAUGAUGGGCAGGAACUUUUAUCAGACGCUGGACCUGCAACUGAGGACAGUGAAAAUAGUCCCUGGGCACCCGAGGAAGGUGCAAAUACUUUGAAAUCUCUUAAAAACAAGCAAUCUCUUCAGAGACGUAUGACAUGUAAUUUAGGAAAAAGGUCUUCCAGCUGUUUUGUUAAGAAGAAGUGUUUCAAAGUAAAGCAAAAUGUUGAGUCAUUGCUGAGGAACCACACAGGAGACAAAUCGUUUGACUGUGAUGUUUUUGUUGAAAAAAUUAGACAACACUAUAGUUUUAAAUCACACAUUAGAAAUCGUACAGGGCAGAAACAAUUUGUUUGUGGGAUUUGUAGUGAGAGCUUCACACAACAGAAAAAUCUUAAGAGGCACAUGAGGGUUCACACAGGUGAGAAACCAUAUAGUUGUGCUGUUUGUGCCAAAAGGUUUACCCAACAGGGGGUUCUGAAGAGACAUAUGAGAGUUCAUUCUGGAGAGAAGCCAUUUGGUUGUGAUUUUUGUGGGAAAAGGUUUACGCAACAGGGGGUUGUAAAAAGACAUAUGAGGGUGCAUACUGGAGAGAAACCAUACAGUUGUGACCUGUGUGGGAAAAACUUUGUACAUCACCAUGAUCUGAAGAUACACAUUAGAGCUCACACAGGGGAGAAACAGUUCAAUUGUAGUGUUUGUGGAACAAGAUUUACUCAACAAGGAAGUCUGAAGAGACACAUGAGAGUUCACACAGGCGAGAAACCAUUUGUUUGUAGUGUUUGUGGUAAAACAUUUACACAACAGGGGAGUUUAAACAGACACUUGCGAAAUCACACCGGGGUUGAAGCUGUGCUUAUGACCGCUGCUUCCUCAUUCGAGAAUGAAUCUGUCAGUGAAGUCAGAAUUUUAUGAAAGCUUGAAUGGACUUUUGUGUCUUUGUUGUGUUUUUUGUUUUCUUUAUUGACUCUGUAAAUCAUAAG
This is a messenger RNA of Stegastes partitus (bicolor damselfish), 2855 nucleotides long. Its product is annotated as zinc finger protein 287-like. Bases 199 to 2787 code for a protein of 862 amino acids. The transcript is spliced from 3 exons. Gene Ontology annotation, biological process: regulation of transcription by RNA polymerase II. Gene Ontology annotation, molecular function: DNA-binding transcription factor activity, RNA polymerase II-specific; RNA polymerase II cis-regulatory region sequence-specific DNA binding. Lineage: Eukaryota; Metazoa; Chordata; Actinopteri; Pomacentridae. The record is from RefSeq and is a predicted model, not a curated record.